UAGCUGGGAGCCGAAGAAGCAGCUUUGUUGGUGGGGGAGUCGGUUGAGCCAGCACGUGUCUGCGUAUCCCCGCUCUCUCCCACCAGACCCUGGGAAUCCAGCCUCGCCAAACAAACACCAGAGCGCCCGCUAAUCGCCAGCUCAGAAACAAAACAGCGCGGCUCCGGGGGAUCCGGGCGCAAUCAGCCCUCCCUCCUCGCGCUCCUUCGCCACCGCCCGCCCCUCGGCUCCGCGGCUCCGCUCGGCUCCGCUCAGAGCAGCGCAGCUCCGCAGCCGCCAAAGCGAGGCGGGCUCGGUCUCCCCAACCGCCGGCGCCACCCGGGCUCCUCCGGGUUUCUCCUCCGCAGCUCCCAUCUCUUCGGGCAGCAGUGUCCUGACAGGGGUCUGCAACAUCGGCACAAAGUUGGGGGGGCCCUCGAGGAUGAGGCUGUCUCCCGCGCCCCUGAGGCUCAGCCGGGGUCCGGCGCUGCUGGCCCUGGCGCUGCCCCUGGCCGCGGCGCUGGCUUUCUCAGAUGAGACCCUGGAUAAAGUGGCCAAAUCGGAGGGCUACUGCAGCCGCAUCUUGCGCGCCCAGGGCACGCGGCGCGAGGGAUACACGGAGUUCAGCCUCCGCGUGGAAGGCGACCCCGACUUCUAUAAGCCCGGAAACAGCUACCGCGUGACACUUUCAGCUGCUCCUCCCUCCUACUUCAGAGGCUUCACAUUAAUUGCCCUCAAAGAGAACCGAGAGGGCGAUAAGGAAGAAGAUCACGCCGGCACCUUCCAGAUCAUAGAUGAAGAAGAGACCCAGUUUAUGAGUAACUGCCCAGUGGCCGUCACUGAAAGCACUCCCCGGAGAAGAACACGGAUCCAGGUGUUCUGGAUAGCGCCACCCACAGGGACGGGCUGUGUGAUUCUGAAGGCCAGCAUCGUACAGAAACGCAUCAUUUAUUUUCAAGAUGAGGGCUCUCUGACCAAGAAGCUGUGUGAACAAGAUCCCACAGCCGAUGGGGUGACGGACAGACCAAUCUUGGACUGCUGUGCCUGUGGAACUGCCAAGUACAGACUCACGUUUUAUGGGAACUGGUCCGAGAAGACCCAUCCGAAGGAUUACCCCCGUCGGGCCAACCACUGGUCUGCCAUCAUUGGAGGGUCCCACUCUAAGAACUAUGUGCUGUGGGAAUAUGGAGGGUAUGCCAGCGAAGGUGUCAAGCAAGUUGCUGAGCUGGGCUCACCGGUAAAAAUGGAGGAAGAAAUUCGACAGCAGAGUGACGAAGUCCUUACCGUCAUCAAAGCCAAAGCCCAAUGGCCAGCCUGGCAGCCUGUCAACGUGAGAGCAGCACCCUCCGCUGAAUUCUCAGUGGACAGGACACGCCACUUAAUGUCCUUCCUGACCAUGAUGGGCCCCAGUCCCGACUGGAACGUGGGCCUGUCUGCGGAGGAUCUGUGCACCAAGGAGUGUGGCUGGGUCCAGAAAGUGGUGCAGGACCUGAUCCCCUGGGACGCUGGCACUGACAGCGGGGUGACCUAUGAGUCACCAAACAAGCCCACCAUUCCUCAGGAAAAAAUCCGACCCCUGACUAGUCUGGACCAUCCUCAGAGUCCUUUCUAUGACCCAGAAGGUGGGUCCAUCACACAAGUGGCCAGAGUCGUCAUCGAGAGAAUCGCCCGGAAGGGAGAACAGUGCAACAUUGUACCUGACAAUGUGGAUGAUAUCGUAGCGGACCUGGCUCCAGAAGAGAAGGAUGAAGAUGACACCCCCGAGACCUGCAUCUACUCCAACUGGUCCCCGUGGUCGGCCUGCAGCUCCUCCACUUGUGAAAAGGGCAAGAGGAUGCGGCAACGCAUGCUGAAGGCACAGCUGGACCUCAGUGUCCCCUGCCCUGAUACCCAGGACUUCCAGCCCUGCAUGGGCCCUGGUUGUAGCGAUGAAGACGGCUCCACCUGUACCAUGUCGGAGUGGAUCACCUGGUCGCCAUGCAGCAUCUCGUGUGGCAUGGGCAUGAGGUCCCGGGAGAGGUACGUGAAGCAGUUCCCGGAGGACGGCUCGGUGUGCACGCUGCCCACCGAGGAGACUGAGAAGUGCACGGUCAACGAGGAGUGCUCUCCCAGCAGCUGCCUGGUGACCGAGUGGGGGGAGUGGGAUGACUGCAGCGCCACCUGUGGGAUGGGCAUGAAGAAGCGGCACCGCAUGGUCAAGAUGAGCCCCGCGGACGGUUCCAUGUGCAAGGCAGAGACAUCCCAGGCGGAGAAAUGCAUGAUGCCCGAGUGCCACACCAUCCCAUGCUUGCUGUCUCCCUGGUCCGAGUGGAGCGACUGCAGCGUGACCUGCGGGAAGGGCAUGCGGACCCGCCAGCGGAUGCUCAAGUCUCUGGCGGAGCUGGGCGACUGUAACGAGGAGCUGGAGCAAGUGGAGAAGUGCAUGCUGCCCGAGUGCCCCAUUGACUGUGAACUCAGCGAGUGGUCCCAGUGGUCUGAGUGUAACAAGUCAUGUGGCAAAGGCCACAUGAUUCGGACCCGGACAAUCCAAAUGGAACCUCAGUUUGGAGGAGCACCCUGCCCAGAAACCGUGCAACGCAAGAAGUGCCGCGCCCGGAAAUGCCUUCGAAGCCCAUCAGUCCAGAAGCUGCGCUGGAGGGAGGCCAGAGAGAGCCGGCGUAGUGAGCAGCAGAGGGAAGAACUGGACGGCGAGCAGUUCCCAGGCUGUCGGAUGCGCCCGUGGUCAGCCUGGUCAGAAUGCACCAAACUGUGUGGAGGUGGAAUUCAGGAACGCUACAUGACUGUGAAGAAGAGGUUCAAAAGCUCCCAGUUUACCAGCUGCAAAGACAAGAAGGAGAUCAGAGCGUGCAACGUACACCCUUGCUAGCUAGCCGGGGCACGACUCCCCAGGGCCACAUCCCAGAUUCCGGUCGGCCAAUGGCUGGGUGGUUUGUUUGCUUGUUUAAGAUGAUUUAAAUUGUGUCCACUAGUUUUCAUUUUUACGGUGUGGUUUGCCCAAUAGUCCUACGGAUGCCAAAGGACAUCCUGUGUCAAUACUUCUUGGUGGGUGCAGGCCAAGUGGGGCCCGCUUGUCCUCAGGCGGCCUUCUUCCUACACUGAAGUGAGUAGUGUUGGUUUACCUUGUACUAAACUGAAAUGCGACCCUCUGGAGCAUGAUCCUUGUCAAGCAGGGUGGAGACCCCGGCCACAUCCACAGCAAGAAGCAGCCAGGAUGCAGCAUGCGGGAGACACAGCCAUCAGACGCAGAGGACAAAUUCCCCUUUCUCACCUUUGGCCUGCUCAUCCUUGCAGAAACCCGUUUGUCCUUCCUUCUCUUUUCAUUUAGCACAACUCCAGGGAUCUUGGUAAGUCUUCUGGGCCAGGAGUUCUUCAGUGCCCUUGAGGAAAACACCUAAGGUGGCUUUUAUUCUACAAACCUCCCAAUACUGGUUUGUGCUACCACAAAGGCAGCAAGUGGUGAUUGCUACUUUAUCUAAUUGUGAUAAAGAAAAUUAA
This is a messenger RNA of Psammomys obesus (fat sand rat), 3474 nucleotides long. RefSeq names its product spondin 1 (gene Spon1). The transcript has 16 exons. Gene Ontology annotation, biological process: cell adhesion. Gene Ontology annotation, cellular component: extracellular matrix. Lineage: Eukaryota; Metazoa; Chordata; Mammalia; Rodentia; Muridae. The coding region runs from base 422 to 2845 and encodes 807 amino acids. The record is from RefSeq and is a predicted model, not a curated record.